AUGACAGGAGCUGUCACCGCCAGUGAUACCGAGUCGGUGUCUAAGCAGUGCGAGAUGGUUGUGGAACCUAACAAAAUGGUCUAUUUUGACGGGGAAGGAGUUCGAAAGGAGAUUCAUAUGCCCAAAGGUACCGCCAGGAAGGCGGCUGAGCUUCUGGAAGCGCAGAACUGGGAAGAACUAGCCAAGUUUUCUCCUUGGAACAACCAGACUUACACCCCAGAGGACGAUGUGCGUAGAAAGUAA
Molecule: messenger RNA, 243 nt
Organism: Colletotrichum truncatum
Lineage: Eukaryota; Fungi; Ascomycota; Sordariomycetes; Glomerellales; Glomerellaceae
Source: RefSeq, a predicted model, not a curated record